AUUCACGUCUAACUAUCAGGCAGUGGCACAUCCGGUACACACGAUGACACACUUGGUGCAUCUGCGGAGGUACGACACCAGUCAGCCCUGGGGGUUCAAGAUGCAGGGCGGAUCAGAUAUCGGACUUCCGCUGUUCGUGGCGCACGUAUCCCCGGGAAGCAUUGCCGGUCACGCGGGCCUCAAGGCGGGGGACGGGAUCCUGCGGAUAGGGGCGGUCGACGUCACGGGGUUCACGCACGAGCAGGCACGUGGCGAGAUGAUCCGCUCCGGAAAUGAGAUCAAUCUGACAGUGCAACCCGAGGUUGUCCAUACGCCGGCCAGCGAUGAGGGGGACCAGCAUGUGGCGCCCCGGAUGUCCGUCAGUGACGCGGACGGACCUUACCAGGAUGUGACGUCAAAGACAUUCAAGAUGCUGGAAAAGGAACUUCCGGCGGCUGAGGCGGCAGGCGUUCGACCGGCGUCUAUAUUCGAUAAGCAGCGCCAACAGAGGGCGGCAUACACUAAAGCAGACAAGUCGGGAUAUACUAAACCACUUGGUGCUAAAUAGCGAUAUUUUUGUUUAAAUUAACGUUGUUCGCUGUGUGUUACUGUGAUGUUGAGCUGCAUUAAAGAAAAACAAACUAAAUUAUCUCCCCUGCUGUGCUAAUGAAAUAUUAAACCAAAACUAGUCCCUUGACUAUUUCACGGUGGGAUAAUAUCAGGGGAGUUAAACGGCUGUAAUAUGGGCGGCCAAGGAGAGAAAUAACAGUCCACGCUUAUUAUCUUUGUAAUAUAGUCUAUGUCAUCUCUGUCGCUGCAUUCAUUUUAAUAUAUGCAUCAAACCAAUAUGUAUUCACCGCCGGAGGUAUUUGCAAUGGACAUUACAAGGGAGACAAGAGUGUUAAUGUAUUACCAUAGAUCAGACGUGCACAGUUGCCUCCCAUGAGUUGUACAGGUUGGUCACUUCGGGUGAUCAACGAUUCUUAAUUAAAUCACAAUUGCAAUCGCUUUAUCUUUUUGAUGCAUGUUUCUCUGCGUUGACAAUAUGAACAAGUAACCGCUCGUGUUCUUUAGAAACAAUUUAAUAUUGUAGGGUAAGGGCAAUGCACAGACUUAAGGGAAAAAUAAUGUCUUAUUCUCGUAUUUGUUUGUUAACAUUAUAAUGUUUAUAUAAUUAAAUAUAAUGUUUAUAUAAUUAUGCAUUUAUCUGUAACCGUUUACAUAUAACUUGUUAAAUGGUGAAUAUGUUCCUUCAUAUACUGGGUAUACUGGAUAAAAUCUCUGAUGCUAUAUUUUUUUAAUUUAAUUGUUAGCAUGUGUUUUCUGCAAGCAUCGUUGUGAGUUUGUGAAUAAACGGUAUUGCUUGUUUUUA
This is a messenger RNA of Dreissena polymorpha, 1351 nucleotides long. Its product is annotated as PDZ and LIM domain protein Zasp-like. Lineage: Eukaryota; Metazoa; Mollusca; Bivalvia; Myida; Dreissenidae. Gene Ontology annotation, biological process: actin cytoskeleton organization; muscle structure development. Gene Ontology annotation, cellular component: Z disc; stress fiber; adherens junction. Gene Ontology annotation, molecular function: actin binding; muscle alpha-actinin binding. The coding region runs from base 44 to 547 and encodes 167 amino acids. The record is from RefSeq and is a predicted model, not a curated record. The transcript is spliced from 4 exons.